Messenger RNA from Meira miltonrushii, 1580 nucleotides. RefSeq names its product putative RVB2-RUVB-like protein. Gene Ontology annotation, biological process: box C/D snoRNP assembly; regulation of transcription by RNA polymerase II; chromatin remodeling. The transcript has a single exon. Gene Ontology annotation, molecular function: ATP hydrolysis activity; DNA helicase activity; ATP binding. The record is from RefSeq and is a predicted model, not a curated record. Gene Ontology annotation, cellular component: Swr1 complex; R2TP complex; NuA4 histone acetyltransferase complex. The coding region runs from base 42 to 1511 and encodes 489 amino acids. Lineage: Eukaryota; Fungi; Basidiomycota; Exobasidiomycetes; Exobasidiales; Brachybasidiaceae.
CUCGACAACCACCUUACGCCCUUAUCAUACAGUUGAUCAAGAUGGCUGCCAAUAUCACAGCAACGGCUAGUAAAGAGUCGGCCACAACUCUACAAAUGCUGGAGAGGAUUGGAUCACACUCCCAUGUGAAAGGGUUAGGGCUCGAUGAAACAUUAAAUGCACGUCCAACUUCACAAGGAAUGGUUGGUCAACAAGCAGCCAGAAAAGCAGCAGGAGUGAUUGUAAAGAUGGUACAAGAAGGAAAGAUUGCAGGUCGUGCAAUCUUGAUCGCUGGUCCUCCAAGUACUGGUAAAACAGCAAUCGCAAUGGGUAUGUCACAAGCUUUGGGGCCUGACGUACCGUUCACCAUGCUGUCUUCUUCAGAGGUGUUUAGUUUAGAGAUGUCAAAGACAGAAGCAUUGACACAAGCAUUCAGAAAAAGUAUCGGAGUAAGAAUCAAGGAAGAGAAAGAAGUGAUCGAAGGUGAAGUUGUUGAAGUACAGAUCGAUCGCAGUCUAACAGGAGCAACAAAGACUGGUAAAUUAACAGUCAAGACAACGGACAUGGAAACAAUCUACGAUUUGGGAAACAAGAUGAUCGAUUCGCUAAGCAAGGAAAAGAUUUCAGCAGGAGAUGUGAUCAGUAUAGAUAAAGCAUCAGGAAGGAUUACCAAAUUGGGACGCUCAUUUACCAGAGCACGCGAUUACGAUGCUAUGGGUAGCGACACACGAUUUGUAGCCUGUCCCGAAGGUGAAUUACAGCAACGCAAAGAAGUCACACAUACAGUCAGCCUACACGAAAUCGAUGUGAUCAAUAGCAGAACUCAAGGCUUCCUUGCUUUGUUCGCUGGUGAUACUGGAGAAAUCAAACCUGAAUUACGUGAUCAAAUCAAUUCCAAAGUCGGAGAAUGGCGCGAAGAAGGAAAAGCAGAGAUUGUUCCGGGUGUUUUAUUCAUUGACGAAAUUCACAUGUUGGAUAUCGAAUGCUUCAGUUUCAUCAAUCGUGCUUUGGAAAGUGAGAUGGCACCUUUGGUAAUCAUGGCAAGUAAUCGCGGAAUCACACGUAUUCGUGGAACACGUUAUAGAAGCCCACAUGGAUUGCCAAUCGAUCUUUUGGAUAGACUUUUGAUCGUUCGUACGCAGCCAUACGAGAUGUCAGAUAUCAAAGCAAUCCUGGAAUUGCGAGCACAGGAAGAGGAAGUUUCCAUUGAAGCAGAAGCUUUGGAUGUUUUGACAAGAAUCGGAGGAGAAACAUCUUUACGUUAUGCACUUCAAUUGAUCACAACAUCAAGCUUUGCAGCACGAAGGCGAAAAGUGGACGCAAUCGGUGUACAGGAUAUCAAAAGAUGUUAUGGUCUCUUUGUUGACGAAAAGAGAAGUACACAAUACCUAGCCGAACAUGGAGCUCAAUACCUUGCCGAAGAGGAUUAUACCGUCGAUUCUGCUCCCAUUGCAGCCGCUGCUCCCAUUAUCUCCUCAUCCGUUCCUACCAACGGAACAAGCAAUUCAAUGGAAGGCGUCACCUUGGGUUGAUGUUUUCUUCUAAAUAUUGAAAUGAGAUUGUAUUGUAGUAAAUGAAAAUGUGAUUGAUGUCAAACAACA